Molecule: messenger RNA, 2694 nt
Organism: Anoplopoma fimbria (sablefish)
Lineage: Eukaryota; Metazoa; Chordata; Actinopteri; Perciformes; Anoplopomatidae
Gene: katnal1
Product: katanin p60 subunit A-like 1
Exons: 11
Coding region: 113-1603 (496 amino acids)
Biological process (GO): microtubule severing
Cellular component (GO): microtubule cytoskeleton
Molecular function (GO): microtubule binding; ATP binding; microtubule severing ATPase activity
Source: RefSeq, a predicted model, not a curated record
UCACAGUAGUCUGUAUGCGUCACACGGCGUCUCUCUGCGGCCAUGGUAACACUUUCCUCAACACUGGACCUCUGAUUUAAAAAAAAAAACCCGACACAAACAAGUGCUUUUCAUGCAGCUGUUAUUCGCCAUGAAUUUGGCAGAGAUAUGCGACAACGCCAAGAAGGGUCGUGAGUAUGCUUUGCUGGGGAACUAUGACUCCUCCGUUGUGUACUACCAAGGCGUCAUCCAGCAGAUCCACAAGCACUGUCAGUCCCUCAGAGACCCUGCACUCAAAGUCAAAUGGCAACAGGUCAGACAGGAACUGACCGAGGAGUAUGAGCAGGUGAAAGGCAUCGUGGGAACGCUCGAGAGCUUUAAGUCCGAGAAGCCAGCUGACGUUCUCGCCCCUCAGUACGAGGAGAAGCCUGAGGAUCCAGCAGUGUGGCCCCCUCCCAUCCCUGCAGAACACAGGAAUCUGAUUGCAGUGAAACGCCCCAUCAGUGCGGCGAAGCAGCAGAGGAAGGACUCGCCUGGUCUGCAGCAUCGAGGGGCGGGGCCAGGAGGCCGCGGUCAGGCCAACCAGAAACCAGACCGGCAGGGUCCCAGAGACGCCAGAGGCACGAAGGCCAAAGACGAGAAGGGGAAGAAAGGGGUAGGAGAUCCAUCAGGGGAUGUAGAGCAUAAGAAGUUUGAUGGCACGGGAUACGACAAUGACCUGGUGGACUCACUGGAGAGAGACAUUGUUUCCCGCAACCCCAACGUACACUGGGACGACAUCGCUGACCUGGAAGACGCUAAGAAGCUGCUGAGAGAAGCGGUGGUGUUGCCCAUGUGGAUGCCCGACUUCUUUAAGGGCAUCCGUCGCCCCUGGAAGGGCGUGUUAAUGGUGGGCCCUCCCGGGACGGGAAAGACCAUGUUAGCCAAAGCUGUGGCCACAGAAUGUGGGACUACUUUCUUCAACGUGUCCUCCUCCACCCUCACCUCCAAAUACCGGGGGGAGUCGGAGAAACUUGUUCGUCUGCUGUUUGAAAUGGCCCGCUUUUAUGCACCAACAACCAUCUUCAUAGACGAGAUAGACUCCAUCUGUGGCAGGAGAGGAACGUCUGAUGAACAUGAAGCCAGCCGCAGGGUCAAAUCAGAGCUCCUGGUUCAGAUGGAUGGCGUGGGGGGAGCUCUGGAUAAUGACGACCCCUCUAAGAUGGUGAUGGUCCUCGCCGCCACAAAUUUCCCCUGGGACAUCGACGAGGCAUUACGGCGGCGGCUGGAGAAGAGGAUCUACAUCGCCCUGCCCACAGCUGAGGGUCGUGUGGAGCUUCUAAAGAUCAACCUGAGGGAGGUGGAUGUGGCUGCUGACGUGGACCUGGACUUCAUCGCUGAUAAGAUUGAGGGCUACUCCGGAGCAGACAUCACCAACGUCUGCAGGGAUGCGUCCAUGAUGGCGAUGCGUCGGAGGAUCCAAGGCCUGAGUCCCGAGGAGAUCCGAGCUCUGUCCAAAGACGAGCUGCAGAUGCCCGUGACCAUGGAGGACUUCACCCUCACACUCAAGAAGAUCUCAAAGUCCGUGUCCGCCGCCGACCUGGAAAAGUACGAAGCCUGGAUGGCUGAGUUCGGGUCAGUGUAGAGAACGGUACCGUUCACACACAGAGGGACCAGAAUUUCACAAGGAGGAUUUUAAAAAUUAUGAAAGCCUUUAAGGGGAGGGACUGUGGAGUGUCACAGAGAGGAGGGAACUCAAGUGUGUGAAUCGGGCAGCACAUCAGGGAUGAAGAUCAUACUCAGAAGGCGGUUGCCUUUAAGGGAGCGUGAUGAGAACUUUCAGUGGCUGCACUCCGGCCCCUUCACAUUCCCUCCACUCGUUGUUGCUUCCACACAACUGUCCGUGUAGACACUAACAAUCGUCCAGCUGCUGACUGACGUAAGUGACCCGAGGAAGAAAAGGGGAUCUUUUAAUGUUAAAAGUAGCCUAAUACAAACACAGGUAGACCAGUGAACGUUUUACUUAUAUGUCAGGCCUCGUGCAAGAACAUUUUCGUAUUCCUAUCCUAAACCCAAAUUGUGCUUGCCAGUUUCAACCCGAUGAGGGCCAACUGUUUACAAGUAGGUGAGUGCUGGUGAGAUUUGAUCAUUUGGAUAAUCAACAUCCUCAACGUGUUACGUAAGAGUAAAAAAAAAAGCUUCACAUCCUGCUGUCAGAAAUCAGCAGUAGAAGUUGUUGUUGUUGUAAUAACUAGAAAGUCUUAUAUACAACAAAAACAACAGAGAAUCUUCACCGGGAAAUGGUCCAUCAUUAAAACCCUGAGGCAGAUGUCGGCAUGAGAGAAAGUUCUAAAUACUAAAUUAUCGAUUAAAAACCUACAAAAGUGGCAACCUGUGAUGACGGUGAUACUCAUUCAGACUGAGGCUUUUUGAUUCAGACUGGUUCUUGUACUAGCCGCUAAAGAACCAGUCUGUUGGUACUGGUGAUUCUUGCACGAGGCCGUUUGUCUUAAAGAGUUGUAUGUUUGAGCACUUUUAAUGUAUUUCCUUCAGGAGCCUAUGUACUUACUACUGACUGAACACACUUGAAGAACCACCAUGUUUUGUGUUAUAUAGUGUCUGGUUAUGUGUUUAUGUUUUUUCUUUGUUGGUUUUAAUAUUUGUUUUUUAGUUCUGUUAAGACAAAGCAAUGUAGCCAAGCUAAAAAACAUGGCCGCUGAACCCACGGAAUGUUUA